AUGGUCACAUUCUCUAAGAGACGCACUGGUUUGUUCAAGAAAGCUGUGGAACUAGAAGACAAGACCGGCGCCCGUGUGGCAAUGGUGGUUUUCUCCCCCAGAGACACUCCCUACACUUACGGCGACAUUCCCGCCAUGUCCGACCUUCUCGACAAGAUCACCAACAACAACAACGCCGUCGUUCCUUAUGGCGCCGAGCAAAUGCAGGAGGACAACGCCGCCGUCGCCGCCACUCCCAGUUCCAAUUACAAAAACAUAAUGCGCUGGGUCGAUAGUAUCGACGUGGAUGGAUUUGUGUUAUCAUGGUUCCCAUUUGUCUCAGAAUUCCAGACCAGGUUGCUCUUCAACCAGGCCUUCAGCAGAGGUCUCCAGAUUUCCAUGAUUCUUGCAGGGAAGAAAGCAUCUGCAAACGUCUGA
Ipomoea triloba (trilobed morning glory) is the source of this 417-nucleotide messenger RNA. RefSeq names its product agamous-like MADS-box protein AGL61. The record is from RefSeq and is a predicted model, not a curated record. The coding region runs from base 1 to 417 and encodes 138 amino acids. NCBI's taxonomy places the organism in Eukaryota, Viridiplantae, Streptophyta, Magnoliopsida, Solanales, Convolvulaceae. Gene Ontology annotation, biological process: regulation of transcription by RNA polymerase II. The transcript is spliced from 2 exons. Gene Ontology annotation, molecular function: protein dimerization activity; RNA polymerase II cis-regulatory region sequence-specific DNA binding; DNA-binding transcription factor activity, RNA polymerase II-specific.